CAAUGUCCUUCAAGAAAACAUGUAAGAAGAAUAUAAAGACUUCUUGCUUGCUUGUCAUCGGCCUUUGUGUCUCUGUUCAAGAUUACAUCCUUCUCUGAUAUCGUUUAAUACUACAUACAUCAUGUCAGCAAAGACCAAUGCAACAGUCCAAGGCGGAGUGGACAGAGGAGACACCUACGAAAAGGCCGUCCCAUCCUCCCUCAAACCCUACGAGAAACCGCCCCUCAGCUCCCUGAUCAACUGCGACGAUUUCGAAGAAGUGGCCAGAAACACGUUGGCCAAGAAGACAUGGGCAUUCUACUCUUCAGCUGCUACAGAUUGCUACACCUACGAGAGAAACCGCAGUUUCUUUAGUCGAAUCUGGUUCCGCCCUCGUAUCUUGAGGGAUGUGAGAAAGAUUGAUACGCAAACUACGAUUUUGGGUCAUAAGGUUGGUGUGCCGUUUAUGGUGCAUCCAGCAGCUUUGGUCAAAUUGGUGCAUCCGGAUGGCGAGAAGGGAAUUGCAAGGGGGUUGAGCAAGGAAAAUGUGCCAUACUGCGUCUCAAGCAACGCCUCCUACCCCAUCGACGAGGUCGUCUCCUCGGUCCCAAAAGGCCAACCCUUCUUCUUCCAACUCUACGUAAACAAAGACCGCAAACAAUCAGAAGCCCUGCUCAAAAAAGUACGCCAGGCGGGUUGCACGGCCGUCUUCGUCACAGUCGACGCUCCCGUCCCGGGCAAACGCGAAGCCGACGAAAGGGUUUCCGCAGACGCCAGCACCAACGCCCCCAUGACAGGCGCUCAAGCCGUAAACGACAAAAAGGGCGGCGGGCUGGGUAGAAUCAUGGGCAGUUAUAUCGACAGCAGUUUGAGCUGGGAUGACCUGCAGUGGUUGCGAAAGUCGUGGGAUGGAAAGAUUGUGCUGAAAGGUAUUCAGAGUGCUGAGGAUGCCAAAAUGGCCGCUGAGGCUGGUGUGGACGGUAUUGUGUUGAGUAACCAUGGUGGUAGAAGUUUGGAUACUUCGCCGCCGUCGGUGAUGAUGCUGCUCGAGUGCCAGCGUCGUUGUCCGGAGAUCUUUGAUCGUUUGGAGGUUUAUGUUGACGGUGGUAUCAGGAGAGGUACCGAUAUCUUGAAGUGUCUUUGCUUGGGUGCAAAGGCAGUUGGUCUUGGAAGGCCCUUCUUGUACUCGGUCAACUACGGCGCCGAGGGAGUGGACCACAUGGUUGACAGUAAGUCAAAUUCCUUCUUGAAUCCUGAUCGGCAUGACACUGACAAGCAUCAACAGUCCUCAAAGAUGAGCUUGAAACAAGUAUGAAGCUGGUUGGCAUCAACGAUCUCUCAGAGGUUCAUC
Aureobasidium pullulans EXF-150 is the source of this 1330-nucleotide messenger RNA. Its product is annotated as FMN-dependent alpha-hydroxy acid dehydrogenase. Gene Ontology annotation, molecular function: oxidoreductase activity; FMN binding. The transcript has 2 exons. NCBI's taxonomy places the organism in Eukaryota, Fungi, Ascomycota, Dothideomycetes, Dothideales, Saccotheciaceae. Bases 122 to 1294 code for a protein of 390 amino acids. The record is from RefSeq and is a predicted model, not a curated record.